Messenger RNA from Sesamum indicum (sesame), 701 nucleotides. RefSeq lists its product as uncharacterized. The record is from RefSeq and is a predicted model, not a curated record. NCBI's taxonomy places the organism in Eukaryota, Viridiplantae, Streptophyta, Magnoliopsida, Lamiales, Pedaliaceae. Gene Ontology annotation, molecular function: zinc ion binding.
ACAGCUCUGCAAAUAUUUCCUUAUACAAUUUAAUAGAGUUGAUAAAUAUCAGGUAUAUUUGUUUGUUCUUGUGGAUUUGACUAUCUUAUUCACUGAGUAAUCGAAAUGGAAGCUGAAACGCCUGAUCAAGUCAACAAAACUUCAAGAAACUCGAAAAGAACCAAAGUUUCAGAAGCUAUGAAUUGGGCUGAUGAGGCUGCCGGCGGAGAAAAAGACGUGGAGGAAGGAAAGAAGGCACUGGAGGGCGACUUCGUCGUUGACGUAUCAAGAAACAGUGGAAACUCAAAAGAGGCAGAAAAAGUGUGCAGAAUUUGUCAUUUGUCCGAGGACUCGGAACUCGUCCUGCUUGGCUGUGAUUGCAGAGGCGAGUUGGGUGUUGUGCAUCGCGAUUGUGCUGAGGCCUGGUUUCUGCAGAAAGGAAACAGAUUGUGUGAAAUUUGUGGAAAGAUGGCUAAGAACGUCAGAAGCAACAAUAGGGAGGACGCUACAGCAUUGGAGAUAGAGUCGAAUGAGAUGAGACUGGUGGCAGCCACUCUCGAUACUGCCGACGAGAGCUCGCGACGUUGCAAACGAUCUUUCUGCAAUUUGCUGCUAGGAUGUCUGCUUCUAGCUUUUGUGCUGCCGUGGUUGUUGCGGGGCAUCGACAUGUUGUAGUGAUGGAUGGAUAUAAGCUGAAAAUCUGCCGAGGGUUUCUGGAUCAA